CUUCCGGCCCGGGGGCGCCUCCAAUGGCAAGGGAAAUGGCGGCGGCGGCGACUUCCGCUCCGGGGCCGGAAGGGCUGGCGGUCCGGCCGUCGGGAGGCGGAGGCGAUGCGGGGCCCGCAGCUGAAGCGGAAGCAUGUCAGGGGGCCGCAGGGACAGCACCAGCAGCCUCCAGCGGAAGAAGCCCCCGGGUCUCAAGCUGGACAUCCCCCUGCCAACCUCCCUGAGGGCCAGAGGGGCCGCCGAGGAGCCAGCCUUGGCACAGGGGUCCGACCUGCCCUCGGGGUUCCUCUGGCAGCCCCCCAGGCGCCAGGCCUUCCUCCGGAGCGUCAGCAUGCCUGCCGAGAACACCUGCCUCCCGUCUCCCCACCACGAGGGCCGCCGGCUGGGGCUCCAGCGCCAGACCUCCAUCACCCAGACCAUCCGGAGCUCUCUCUCCUUUGCGGCAGGCAGGUGCACUUUGAGAGGACUCAGACCCUGCCCAUUCACGGGCACCAGGUGGGCAGGAGGCUCUGUCUGAGAAAGCGCCCGUCACUGCCCAGAACACUCCUCAGGGGCACGGCGGACUGGUUUGGCAUCAGCAAGGAGAACGAUGCCACGCAGAAAUGGCAACGGAAGACCCUGCGCCAUUGCAGCCUGCGGUAUGGCAAGCUGAAGCCCCAAGUCAUCCGUGAAAUGGACCUCCCUAGUCAGGACAACAUUUCUUUGGCCAGCACUGAGACGCCACCCCCUCUUUACGUGCCCCCUUACCAGCUGGGCAUGCAAAGGAUCAUUGACCCGUUGGCACGCGGGAGGGCAUUCCGGAUGGCUGAGGAGAGCGACAGCUACAGCGCGCCCCAUACUCCCAUCACGCCAGGGGCCACUUCGCUCUGUUCCUUCACCAGCUCCCGGUCGGGCUUCAACCGUUGGCCCCGGAGGCGGAAGCGGGAGUCGGUGGCCAAGAUGAGUUUCCGAGCUGCAGCUGCCCUCAUGAAGGGCCGUUCUGUGAAGGACAGCACCCUCUGGAGGGCCCGACCCCGCAGCUUCACCCCGGCCAGUUUUUUGGAGGAAGACACAGUGGACUUUCCGGAUGAGCUGGACACCUCCUUCUUUGCUCGGGAAGGAGUCCUGCACGAAGAGUUCUCAACAUACCCCGAUGAAGUUUUUGAGUCGCCCUCUGAAGCUGCCAUCAGGGAAACGGACAUGAAGAUCCAGCUGGACCAGCCGGCUCUCACAGGAGGCGCAUUGGACAGAAGUGAGCUGGAGAGGAGCCACCUGAUGCUCCCCCUGGAGCGCGGCUGGCGGAAGCAGAAGGAGGGCUCAGCAUUGCAUAUGCAGCCCAAGGUGCGCCUGCGGCAGGAGGUGGUGAGCCUGGGACUGCAGCGGCGUGGCCAGCGCAUCACAGUGCCAGUGCGCAAGUUCUUUGCCAAGGAGAAGCGUCCCUACGGCCUGGGCAUGGUGGGCCGGCUGACCAACCGGACAUAUCGCAAGCGCAUUGACAGCUUCGUCAAGCAGCAGAUUGAGGACAUGGAUGACCACCGGCCGUUCUUCACCUACUGGGUCACCUUUGUCCACUCCCUCAUCACCAUUCUGUCCGUGUCCAUCUAUGGAAUUGCUCCCGUGGGCUUUUCCCAGCAUGAGACGGUGGAUUCGGUCUUGAGAAACCGUGGUGUUUAUGAGAAUGUGAAAUACAUCCAGCAGGAGAACUUCUGGAUCGGGCCCAGCUCAGAAGCUCUCAUCCACUUGGGCGCCAAAUUUGCCCCCUGCAUGAGGCAGGACCAGCAGGUGCACAGGUUCAUCAGUGCUGCCCGCGAGCGGGAGAAACACUCGGCCUGCUGCGUGCGGAAUGACAAGUCUGGCUGCCUCCAGACGGCCGAGGAGGAGUGCUCCUCCACCUUGGCUGUGUGGGUGAAGUGGCCACGCCAUCCCAGUGCCCCCCUGCUGGCAGGAGAUAAGCGGCAGUUUGGAUCAGUGUGUCACCAGGACCCCAGGGUAUGUGAGCAGCCGGCUUCCAUGGAUCCCCAUGAGUGGCCAGAUGACAUCACCAGGUGGCCAAUCUGCACCAAGAACAGUGCUGGCAACCACACCAACCACCUCCACAUGGACUGUGUGAUCACUGGUCGGCCUUGCUGCAUCGGCACCAAGGGAAGGUGUGAGAUCACCUCGCGGGAGUACUGCACCUUCAUGCAUGGCUACUUCCAUGAAGAGGCCACUCUCUGCUCCCAGGUGCACUGCAUGGAUGAUGUUUGUGGUCUCCUCCCCUUCCUCAACCCAGAGAUCCCGGAUCAGGUCUACCGGCUUUGGUUGUCACUCUUCCUUCAUGCGGGGAUCCUGCACUGCCUGGUGUCCGUCUGCUUCCAGAUGACCAUCUUGCGAGACUUGGAGAAACUGGCUGGCUGGCAUCGCAUCUCCAUCAUCUACCUGCUGAGCGGCAUCACAGGCAACCUGGCCAGCGCCAUUUUCCUGCCAUACCGUGCAGAGGUGGGCCCCGCCGGGUGCCAGUUUGGCAUCCUGGCCUGCCUCUUUGUGGAGCUCUUCCAGAGCUGGCAGAUCCUGGCGCGACCCUGGCGGGCUUUCUUCAAGUUGCUGGCGGUGGUGCUUUCCCUCUUCGCCUUUGGCCUCCUGCCCUGGAUCGACAACUUUGCCCACAUCGGUGGCUUCGUCAGCGGCCUCUUCCUCUCCUUCGCCUUCCUGCCCUACAUCAGCUUUGGCAAGUUUGACCUGUACCGAAAGCGCUGCCAGAUCAUCGUCUGCCAGCUGGUCUUUGCUGGUUUGCUCUCAGGCCUGGUGGUGCUCUUCUACGUCCAUCCGCUCCACUGCGAAUGGUGCGAGGUCCUCACCUGCCUCCCCUUCACCGACAAGUUCUGCGAGAAGUACGACCUGGACGCCCAGCUCCACUGAGGCCGGCCGGGGCUGGCGUCCGUGGUGCCCCCCAUUGCCUUAGCUCAGAGACUGUAUUCUGCCAAGGGAAGGUCUGUGCCUUGUUCGGUUUUACUGAACCCUUUUUGCUGCCAUAUUUUUAUUACUGCUAAUGCCAAAGUGGCCUUUUUAAUGAGAUUUAUUACUUGUUGCCCAGGUGGCGAUUAAAUACACAAAGUAGCGUUUUAGCUACGUUUACAAA
Molecule: messenger RNA, 3097 nt
Organism: Sceloporus undulatus (fence lizard)
Lineage: Eukaryota; Metazoa; Chordata; Lepidosauria; Squamata; Phrynosomatidae
Gene: RHBDF1
Product: rhomboid 5 homolog 1
Exons: 19
Coding region: 106-2877 (923 amino acids)
Biological process (GO): regulation of epidermal growth factor receptor signaling pathway; regulation of protein secretion
Cellular component (GO): endoplasmic reticulum membrane
Molecular function (GO): serine-type endopeptidase activity
Source: RefSeq, a predicted model, not a curated record